Messenger RNA from Closterium sp. NIES-67, 5099 nucleotides. The record is from the annotation of a GenBank genome assembly. NCBI's taxonomy places the organism in Eukaryota, Viridiplantae, Streptophyta, Zygnematophyceae, Desmidiales, Closteriaceae.
GUGUAGUUUGCUCUAGCUGGUUGUGGGCUAUUGGGUUUUGGGCAAAAGGACUUGGGUUGGUUGGCAAGGUUUGAACUCGUUACCUUUCCAACCCAUACAACCUCAAAUCCACUACAACAUCUUUGAUGUUGCAGUCAUGGCACUUGAGAGUGUUGGGGUUUGGUCUAGGGCAAGGGUUGGUGGUGUUUGACAAUCACAUACUGCAACUUUUCCAGAUCGAACUGCUUCGCUUCUCGUUUUUACUAGGUGAUUCAUGGCUGCCUAGCCAAAUUACCAGAAUACCCCCUCACACUGAUUUCGUCAUAAUCGGCGGCUCAGAUCUUGGUUAUGAACGUGCUUUACCAUUCUGGAAAGUAGAGAUUAAGACCUUUCCAACGCGUAUAAGCUCAUUUCUUGAAGUUACCUGAGCAGCACGCAAUGAUUCGUUGAGGUCGUCAGACUUAAUCUCUAAUUAGUUCUCUCCAGAUUUGCACGAUUUCCAUCAGUGGUAUCAGAGCCACGGUUAGAGGACGUUCUUUCCUCCAUUGGAAGAGAUCUAGAGAGGCUUGAAGUGCUCCAGAUCUAGGGUUUGACAUGGCCCAAAAGUUGGAUGGCCCUCCUAGGUUUACCGGCUCGGACUUUUCGCUAUGGAGGUUCCAGUUCACACUAUGGCUAGGUAUUAAGGACCUAGAAAGUGUGUUGGAUGGAUCGGAGAAGCGACCACGAGCUGACUCUGGGGAGGCGUCUACUGGAGCAACCAGCCAAGUGGGAUCCGGGGCUGGGGGAGCAUCGUUGAGUGGGGGGAAUGAAGGAGGAACCGCUGCAACUCGAACCGGAAGGUCGCAACCAAGUCGCGAGGAGUUGCUCAAAGCUCAAGAAGCAUGGGAUCGGAAGGAUCGCCAGGCAUUUCAGUACCUGUGUUGGGCUUUGGAGGGGCAACUUGAGCUUCUUAAGAUGCUGAUUGACCUGAAGGGGAAGGAAGGUGCAGCAGCUGCAGCUUGGAAAAGAGUGCAAGAUAGGCACUUGCAGAAAGGGCUUCUAAGCGUGCUUACUUGGCGGAAGCGGUUUUACACCAUGGAGCGGAACUAUGGGGAGGGGGAGACCAUGGUUCAGUAUCUCCAGAGGGUGGAUGAGAAUGUGAGGGCUUUGGAGGAGCUGGAUUACACGGUAGAUGAGAAGGAGAUCAUCUAUACUGCACUCCAAGGGUUGGAUCAAGCGGCUAAUGAGGCAUUACUACAGUACCUUCACCUCGAGCAACAGAAAUGGACCAAGGUGUGGAUUUGGGAGGUUCUAAUUUCUGAUGAGGCUCGCAAGGUUGAUGCUGGAAGAGGCCUAGAAGGAGGCAUGGGUGCAGCAGAUAAAGCUUCCUUCAGGAAAGGCUAUCAACAGCAAGGAGGUGGGGGGAAGAAGAAAGAGUUGGACAAAUGCCUUGUGCCCGGAUGUAACAAAAAACACUCUUGGAAGAGUUGCUGGAGUAGGCCUGAGGGAUGGAAGCCUCACGGCUACUCUGGAGAGGCCCCACCAGUGACCAAACCUGAUUGGGUGGAGAUAAGGAUGAGAAGGGGAAGCAGCAACUGCUGGAGUGUGUGAAGAAGGGGGAGCUGAAGGGGGUGGAGGUCAAGGAAGGAGCUGGGCAGCAGAGCAAAUGUCCCGACUGCACGUCUGGAAAGCUGCCUAGAACCUCAUUCCCUAUCUCCUCUGAUCAUGCCUCGACUCCCCUUGAGCUGGUGCACACGGAUGUGUGUGGACCGAUGCAAACUCCUGACCGGGCAAGGGGCAGCAGGUACUUUGUCACCUUUCUUGAUGACUUCAGUCGACUUAGCUGGGUCACCUUGGUGAAGACCAAGGAUGAGGUGGCAAAGGUGUUUAAGCGGUGGAUACGCUAUGUGGAGAGGGAAUCAGGGGCCAAGGUAAAGGUGUUAAGGUCAGAUCGGGGUGGAGAGUACCUUGGGAAAGAACUUCAAACCUUCUUGGAAGAAAAGGGUAUUUCCCACCAGCUCUCUGUACCUUACACGCCGCAGCAAAAUGGGGCAGCGGAGCGGCUUAACAGGACCUUGACCGAUUUGGCUCGGGCCAUCCUUUCCCAUGCCGAGCUUGAUAACACUUGGUGGGGGGCAGCAGUGCAGUAUGCCAACUGGGUGAAGAACAGGAUGGGCAGCAAGGGGCUUGGAGGCAAGAGCCCAUACUCCUUAUGGACAGGGAAGGUGCCGAAUGUUUCCAUGGCACGAGUGUGGGGGUGCAUGGCACAGUAUAAGGUACCUGACCAGCAAAGAAGGAAGCUAGAUCCUAAGGCACAGUGGGGGAUCUUCCUUGGGGUUUCUGAGAGGAGCAAGGCUUGGGUGCUGUGGAGUGUAGCUGACCAGCGUGUGAUGGAGAGCCGUGAUGUGGUUUUCCAUGAGGGGCUGAAUUUUAAGGGGUGGAAGGAGCAUGGUACAAGCCAAAGUGGGACUUCCAUUCAAGACCCUCAUACGGCUUCUAUCUUUGAGGGGGCAUGGGAGGACCCUGGAGAUGAAGGGGAGGAGCAGCAGGAGGAGCCAGAACCAGCUGAUCCUAACCAUGAGGAGUCCCGAGAGACAGAUUCUACCCCUCAGCCAGCCACGCAGGCCGAUGCGCGUGAUGAUCAGCCGGAGCAGCAUGUGCCUUCAACUCCAUCGAGAAGCAGUUGGCAGCAGUUGUUGGACCAGCAGCUGUCCAAGACUCCGAGGACUCCAAUGAAGAGGGUGACUUGGGAGGAGAAGCUGCGGAGGCUGGAAGAAGGAGAGGCAACACCUCUGCGACGCAGUGCUCGAAUUUCCCAGCCACCUGAAAGGUUUACCCCGGGGCACAUUGCACGCAUGCAUGAUCAUCUUGUGUCUGAUUUGGAUGAUUGCAUGCUUGUGGACAUGCAUGGGCAUGAGUAUGCUCUUGAUGUGUGUCUCAUGGGUCAGGUGCAUGAGCCUAGGUCAGUCCACGAGGCGCUGAACCGUCCAGAAUGGGUUGAGUCCAUGCAUGAGGAGCUUGAGUCUCACAAGGUAAAUGGAUCAUUUGAGCUGGUUGAUCCAGCAGUGGUACCACCUGGUUUGGAGGUCCUCAGGUGUCAAUGGGUUUGGAAAUACAAGCAUAACCCUGAUGGUACUGUUGAGAGGCCUAAGUCCAGAUUGGUGGUGAUGGGAAACACGCAGAAAUUGGGAGUACACUAUGAAGAAGUGUACUCUCCAGUUGGGAAGCAUGCGACCUUGAGAGGUAUGCUUGGAAUUUCAGCUGCUUUGGGGCUUGAUAUCCAUCAUAUGGAUGUCAAGACAGCCUUCCUCCAUGGGGAUUUGGAGGAAGAGCUUUACAUGCGGCAGCCCCCUGGUUUUGAUGAUGGGUCUCACCGAGUGUGUCGCCUCAAAAAGUCCAUUUAUGGGCUAAAGCAAGCCCCACGACAGUGGUACCUAAAAUUUGAUGAGGCUCUCAUGGAUUUUGGGUUUGAGAGAUCUGAGUGUGACCCUGCCUUGUACCACUUUGUGAGAGAUGAGGAGCGGAUCUCCUUAUUCCUCUAUGUGGAUGACCUUUUGCUCCUAUGCUCUAGCAAGGCUUUGCUAGAUCGAGUGAAAGAGUUCUUGUCCUCGCGUUUUCGCAUGAAGGACUUGGGGGAGGUGAAGUACUACUUGGGAAUGCAAAUUGAACGUGAUGAGAGUGGUAUCUUGAUUCAUCAAGAGAGGUACAUUCUUAACAUGCUUCAGUCCUUUGGUCUCUCAGAGGCCAACCCCGUGCGUACUCCUCUCCCAACAGGCUUUGAUGUGCAUGCCUAUGAGGAUGAACCCUUGCUGCGAGAUGAGCUGGUCAAGCUCUACCAAAGCAUUGUGGGAUCCCUCAUGUAUGCUUGUACUACCACACAGCCACAGAUUGCCUUUGCAGUCUCACAGCUAUCUAAGGUCGCCUCUUGUCCUAAAAUGUUUCACUUGCAGGCCGCUAAGAGAGUGCUGAGGUACCUGAAAGGUGGUGUCAAGUCAGGUAUCUUCUUCCAAACACAGCCCCAGUCUCAGGUCCAGCUAGUUGGCUUCAGUGAUGCUGACUAUGCUGGAGAUUCCGCAAGUCGCAGGAGCCACAGUGGGUAUGUGUUCUGUCUGAAUGGGGCAGCUAUCUCUUGGCAGAGCAAGAGGCAGCCCGUGGUAGCACUCUCUACCACUGAGAGUGAGUAUAUAAGUCUGUGUCAGUGCAUUCAGGAGGGUGUCUGGCUGAGGCGUUUGUUUGGGGAGUUUGGUCAUGAUCAUGCUGGUGGUGUGCCUGUGUUUGUGGAUAAUCAGUCUGCCAUUGCCCUUGCACAGAAUGCAUGCUUGCAUGGCCGCACCAAACACAUGCAGGUCCGGUGGCAUUUCAUUCGGGAGAUGGUAGCUGCGGGUGAGGUGAUUUUGCAGUGGUGCCCUACCAACCGUCAGGCUGCUGAUAUUCUUACCAAGUCUCUUCCAUUUGAGUGCCAUGGUGUGUGCAUGACCUUGCUCGGGAUGCAGCCCCAUGAUGACAGGGUUCCCGCAGCAGAUGCCGGCGUCUUGGUGCUCCUCUCCUUGGCGGACUCCAUGCUCUGGGUGGCCCCAACCCAUGAGCAAGGGGGAGUGGUGUGAAGUCUUUUGCCCUAUGGUGUUGAGCCACACCCAGCACGAGCAAGGGGGAGUGAUAAAUGUGUAGUAUUCUGUGGUGUAGUUUGCUCUAGCUGGUUGUGGGCUAUUGGGUUUUGGGCAAAAGGACUUGGGUUGGUUGGCAAGGUUUGAACUCGUUACCUUUCCAACCCAUACAACCUCAAAUCCACUACAACAUCUUUGAUGUUGCAAUCAUGGCACUUGAGAGUGUUGGGGUUUGGUCUAGGGCAAGGGUUGGUGGUGUUUGACAAUCACAUACUGCAACUUUUCCAGAUCGAACUGCUUCGCUUCUCGUUUUUACUAGGUGAUUCAUGGCUGCCUAGCCAAAUUACCAGAAUACCCCCUCACACUGAUUUCGUCAUAAUCAGCGGCUCAGAUCUUGGUUAUGAACGUGCUUUACCAUUCUGGAAAGUAGAGAUUAAGACCUUUCCAACGCGUAUAAGCUCAUUUCUUGAAGUUACCUGAGCAGCACGCAAUGAUUCGUUGAGGUCGUCAGACUUAAUCUCUAAUUAGUUCUCUCCA